UCUAUUAAAAUUAAUUUGACUUUGUUGCCAAAUAUUCAAUUGCUUUCAUUCCUCUGUCAGAUUAAUUAUGGUGAAGAUAAAUAUUAAAUAUAUACCACAUUGAGUCGUCAUUACAAAGUUGUCUAAUGCUUAACAAUUCGCCACAGUCAGGGACAAUAUAAUAACAUCAAUUUUACCAAGAAACAGAGUGGAACUGUGAGAACAUAUAUCAUGUACCUGGAUUCACUCAUUUCUUUUUUUCUGAGAUUUGUAGGGACUAUAAUUAAAAGAGGUCAAAGAGGUGGACGUCAUGGCGUCAUGGGCAUUGGUGAAAAGGAAGGAAAGAAUACUCCAAUUGUUGUAAAUGGUAAUAAAUUGGCUGACUGUCCAUAUGAUGAAAAAAAAAUAUUAUGGUUACCAGUUAAAUGACAGAAAAUUAGGGUCUAUACUUUACCUAAGCGGGAAAGAUUCUUUUGGCGUAUCAUAUUAUUUAGUAAAUCCUCCGUGUGAACAGAGAUGGAAAUUUCAAAGUCCAAACAUCAGAUCAUUACAACAACUCCAAGCAUUUCAAAUGACGUUCAAACACUUCUAUUUGCCCAGCUCACAUAAUACAUUCGUACCAAACUUUUUUAUACCACAACGAAACCUCAUAACCGUCAUUCUCUCCGCCCAAAAUAAUUACAGUCACAAACAGACAAACAAAACUGGAACUUUCUUGUAAGAGAUUGCAGAAUCACCACACUUUUUUUCCACUCCCAGAGAUAGCGUCAAAGAAAUCGGUUCGUUUCAACUUCUUAUUUUUUUAAAGUUAAGCUAUAAAAGCAUUCGAGUCUCCCUUUCUGUCUUAUUGCGCGAAUUGCGAUCACCGAAAAUGUAUCGAGAAGUGACGGUUUUUGUGGCACUAUGUGGUGUUGCCUUUGCUUCGUUUUUGGACGGUGAUAUAGACUUGCUUGAGGGAGUGAAGUUGAUAAGGAUCCCAGUGUCUAAUUCGUUGGAGGAUGAAGGCAGGUCUUUCGGGGAGAAUUCCCCUCUGUUCCGGAUGGCGAAGUUCCUCCAAGGUCACGAGCUACACGUGAAGCUGCCGACGUUGAUCGAGAAGGAUCGUGUGACGCAGUUCGUUGCGGAUACAUUGAAGGUCGUCGAUAAUAGUUAUAAAGAAAAUGCUGUGUCCGGCAGAGGCAAAGGCAAAGGCGGUGAAGGAAUUGCACUUAUUGGAAUGAUGUUUGCUAAGGCCCUCGGAGCCAUUGGUAUUGGAGGUUUGGGUCUUCUGACUAUGAAGGCUUUAGCCGCUUCAGCAUUAGCCUUAAUGCUGGCAGCUAUCGUCGGAGUCAAGAAACUGACCUCCCACGAAGGAGGGGAAGACCAUCAGGUCAUAUACGCAGGACACCAUGGCCAUCACAGAAGAAGAAGAGAAGUGACCCCCUUGCCUUACAGAGGAUGGAAAGAGUACCAGACCAGCUCUUAAUUUAUUACAUAAUUUAUUUAUUGUAAAUUAAUUAUUUAUUAAUUAAAUUAUUUUCUUUUUUAAA
Molecule: messenger RNA, 1508 nt
Organism: Trichoplusia ni (cabbage looper)
Lineage: Eukaryota; Metazoa; Arthropoda; Insecta; Lepidoptera; Noctuidae
Exons: 3
Coding region: 851-1444 (197 amino acids)
Source: RefSeq, a predicted model, not a curated record